This is a messenger RNA of Adineta steineri, 447 nucleotides long. NCBI's taxonomy places the organism in Eukaryota, Metazoa, Rotifera, Eurotatoria, Adinetida, Adinetidae. The record is from the annotation of a GenBank genome assembly.
AUGGGUGUCGAUACUAUAUAUUUACUUGAUCGUGAUUUUGUGGAUGUAUCUAAUUUAAAUCGACAAAUACUAUUUAGUUUAUUAGAUGUUGGUAAAUCAAAAACAGAAGCUGUAGCUCAACAUCUGAAAUGCAUGCAUAAUUUAAGAACAAAUAUUUAUGAUUAUCAUAUGGAUGCUGUUACAAAUUGGUCCUGUGUUGUUGUGAUAGCUAAGAAAUGUACAGUUAUAUUUAAUAAUAGUGAAGUUAAUCUAUUUUUUGGAUUAUCAAAUGAUUCAUGUUGGGCAUGUAAUAAUAAUACAAAUGAUUCAUUUAAAUUUAACAUUAAAGAAGUAGAAAAUAGAAAUGUCAUUCAACUAUUACUUAAAGAAAGAUGUUGUAUAUCAGGUGAGCAAGCACAAUCUAUUAUUGAAGAACGUUCGAAUGAGUUCAAUUUACAUCAACCUUGA